Ricinus communis (castor bean) is the source of this 4056-nucleotide messenger RNA. Its product is annotated as TPR and ankyrin repeat-containing protein 1-like. The record is from RefSeq and is a predicted model, not a curated record. NCBI's taxonomy places the organism in Eukaryota, Viridiplantae, Streptophyta, Magnoliopsida, Malpighiales, Euphorbiaceae.
AUGAGUUGGGUUGCUGAUGUCUCUCGCUAUAAGAGCCGAAGUGGGAAUAAUCCAAGCACUUGCCAUUCGGGUGAACAAGACUUUGUUGACAGUCUUGUGCUUAUGAAAUUCUACUCCAUGUCAACUAGUAUUAUAAGGCACUUGCUUUCUGGUUGUGAUGGAAAUGAAAUGGAUAUUCCAUUUGAACUAACAGAUGAACAAAUGGAGAUCAUCCGUUUCAACAGAAGCUCAUUCAUACUUGCCAGAUCAGGGACCGGGAAAACUGCUGAUUUAAUUAUGAAGUUACUUCGAAAGGAGCAGCUUCAUCAUCUAUCUUUGGAGGGAUUUCAUGAAGUUGAAUGCAAUUCCUCCAUGAGCGUAAGCUUGAGAAAAGAGACUGAUGGAUGUAUUUUGCGCCAAAUCUUUGUUACAAGCAAUGCUAGACUUUGUCUUUUUGUCAAACAGUACAUUUCUCGCUUAAAAAGAUCAACUUGUGGUUGGAAUUCUUCAGCAGAAAGCUCUGACCAUGAGGAGGAAGAUUUUGAUGAGAUAUUAGAAUUUUCAGACAUUCCAGAUUCUUUUUCUGAUCUUCCACAAAGUUCAUAUCCUCUUGUUAUAUCAUUCAACAAAUUUCUUAUGAUGCUGAAUGGAACAGUCGGCAGAUCAUUUUUUGAAAAGUUCCCUGAAUUGAGGGGACUUUGUGAGGGAAAGAGGAAAGCUUCAAAGUCCAUGGUCUUAAAAACAUUUAUCAUAACAAGGGUAGUUAGUUAUGAAAAGUUCUGCUCAUCUUACUGGCACUAUUUCAGUCCCUUGCAUACCAAGAAGUUUGAUCCUUCUUCAGUUUUCGCGGAGAUCAUUUCUCAUAUAAAAGGAGGAUCUCGCAUUGGUGUCAAUGAUGAUAUACUGAGUCGAGAGGAUUAUAUCACAUAUUCUUUGCGCAGAGAUGAAACAUAUGAGGGUGAGAAAAUGGAUUAUGUGUAUAUAGAUGAAGUGCAGGACUUGACAAUGAGACAAAUUUCACUUUUCAAAUAUAUUUGUAAGAAUUUUGAGGAAGGAUUUGUUGUUUCAGGUGAUACAGCCCAAACCAUUGUAAGAGGGGUUGAUUUUAGAUUUGAGGACAUAAGAGCUCUUUUCUACACAGAGUUUCUGUGUGAGAGAAAACAGAAAGGAAAAAUUGCUGAUAUUUUUCAUUUAAGUCAAAAUUUUCGAACUCAUGCUGGUGUUCUGAAGUUAGCUAACAGUGUUGUUGAACUUCUUUAUCAUUUCUUCCCUUCAUCCAUCGACCAAUUGAUACCUCAAACAAAUCAUGUGAAAGGGGAACAACCAGUUUGGAUUCAGACUAAGGAGAAUGCUUUAGGAUCGUUAUUCAGAAGCAGUGGAAGCAAUUACCUAGAAUUUGGAGCAGAACAGGCUAUCUUGGUAAGAGAUGAAAUAGAUAAGAACAAAAUUUUUAACCUUGUAGGGGAGAAAGCAAUUGUCUUGACAGUAAUGGAGUGCAAGGGCCUGGAAUUUCAAGAUGUUCUGUUGUACAACUUUUUCAGUUCAUCUCCUCUAAAUUAUCAAUGGGAUGUCAUUUAUGGAUAUAUGAAAGAACAAGGUCUUCUGGUGCCCCCUCAUCCGAAGUCCUUUCCCACUUUCGAUGAGGGAAAACACACAGCUUUGUGUUUCGAGCUGAAGCAAUUAUAUGUGGCCAUCACCCGCACAAGGCAAAGGUUGUGGAUUUUUGAGAAUGUAUCGAGUCCGGUUUUUAACUAUUGGUUGAAACUACAACUUGUCCAUGUUCGUGAAUUGGAUGAUAAAUUUCUAGAAGAGAUUCAAGUCACAAGCAGUCAAGAGGAGUGGAAAGCUCGUGGAAUUAAGUUCUUUCAUCAGAUGAAUUAUGACCAGGCAAGAUUCUGCUUUGAAAGGGCAGGCGAAUCUUAUUGGGAAAAGUGGGCAGUGGCUGCAGGCCACAGAUGUACUGCUGACAAUUUGAGGGUUUCAGAUCCCAUAAUAGCACGUGUUCAUCUCACUCAGGGAGCUCAUAUGUUCGAGUCCAUUGGCAAGAAUGAAUCUGCUGUCCAAUGUUUCUUCGAGUUAAAAGAAUAUGAAAAAGCAGGUAUAAUUUACUUGGAAAAGUUUGGUGAAUCUAGAAUGGAAGAAGCUGGGGAGUGUUUUCAUCUUGCUGGAUGUUAUAAAAAAGCAGCUGAAAUAUAUGCUAAAUGCAACUUAUUUUCAAAGUGCUCAACUGUUUGUGAUGAUGGGAAAUUAUUUGAAACGGGAUACAAAUAUUUCCAACUCUGGAAAGAGAAUAAUUGCAUAAUUGAGCAGGAGAUCGCAAGCAAAGAGGUUCAGAGGUUCUUUGAGAAAGGAGCACUUCAUUUUAAUAAGCUUAAGGAUUCCAAGACCAUGAUGAAAUUUGUCAAAGCUUUGCAAUACAAAAACUUAAUGCGAACUUUCUUAAAGAAUGCAGAUUGCCUUGAUGAACUUCUGCUUUUGGAAAAAGAAUGGAGAAAAUUUUCUGAAGCAGCAAAUAUAGCAAACAUGAAAGGUGAUGUUCUGCUUGAAGCUGAUCUGCUACAGAUGGCACAAUUAUUUGAAAAGGCAUCCACUGUGAUACUAUUCUAUGUGUUUUACAACUCUCUUUGGGUACAGAAAAGCAAAGGUUGGUCCCUGAAUAAUUUUGCGAAGAAGGAGGAGCUUUUGGAAAAAGCUAAAACAUUUGCCAAGAAUGCUUCAAGUGACUUCCAUGAAUGGAAGUCUGAGAGGUACGAUGUUAUGUGCUCGAAAAUCCUCGAUGUGUAUCUACCUCUAAGUAGAUCAAAGCACAUGUUCGAGGGUGAUUUGAUAAAGUGUGCACAAAGCAACAAAUCCUGGGAACAGACUUCUGUUGAAAAUCUGCUUUACUACUGGGAUUUCUGGAAUGAGGAGAUUGAGAAGAUGCUAUGGUUUAAGAAUGAGAAGACUGUUUACCUUUUGCUAUAUCCUGAUGCAGCAUGGGUUAAGGGCAUUAAUCUUCGAAACAUUAAGAGAAAUGGGAAUUUAAUAUGGAUUGAUGCUGACCAGUUUGUUCGUGCUGCUACAACUUACUGGUCUUCAGAAAGGCUUACUGUCGGUGUGAAGGUUCUUGAAAAUCUAAAGAUUUACAUGUUUUCAGUUGAUAAGGCCUUGUCCUUGUUAUGCCAAAGUAUGCUUUUAAUUAAAAUCUGGAAGGUUUCAAAGUCUCUCACGGAAUCAAAGUUCAUGAACGACUCUGCAUUGCAAAUAUUCAUUCAGAUAAAUGAAGCAACUGAAUAUUCUAGGCAGGUGAUAGUGGUUCAUAAAUUCCAGAAAGCUCUAGAAGAUAUUGAUUAUGCUGAAUUUUCACCAAGUUGUUUUCUGUAUCUUGUCGAUCGCCUCCUUAUUAUGGUAUCCUACUUGAAGAAUUCCUUCUUCACAACAAAAUCUUCUUUGGUUGAGUUGCUUAUUUCAAAGACAUGGAAGACCAACCCUAAUCUAGUAUUUCUGCCUGAUGUGAAAGUGGAAGAAUCACUUAAAGGCACUAUUGAUUUUGUGGCUUGCUUGGUUGAAAAGCUCCUUUGCCAAGAGCAAGGCACCAUAAAUUGGAUCAAAAAUUAUUUGAGCAUUGACUGCUUUCCGGUGCUGGUACUGAGAUUAUUUGUCAUAAUUUGUCUACUGUGCAUCAAUUUUGGUAGCUAUUCUGAUUUGUUCUUCAAUUUGCUGGGGAAGAGAGAGGUCACCUCCUUAUUACCAUGGGAAUUUUAUGAGGCCCUACGAAAGUUAAGGUAACAUGAUAAAGCAAAAGUAAAGAUUGAGGUUGUUGCUGAAGCACUAAGAAAGAUUAGAAACCCUCUAAUUAUUGUGAAUCUAGGAACAGAGUUUUCUAUUCCAGAUGCCAUAUUCUUGAACUUGAAUGUUGAGCAACAUAGAGGGAGUAUUCUGAGGGCAUUACGUCUUAAGAACCAUUUGGUUUCCUCUAACUGGACUCAUCAUAGAUACGCUAGGACAGAGUCAUUUGGCAGGGGGCAGUACCAAGGGUUGCUGUCAACUUCGAGCUUUGUUUCUAUAAUUGAGCAGACAAAGUUUCAGAAUGAAGAC